Messenger RNA from Telopea speciosissima, 1353 nucleotides. Its product is annotated as 5'-adenylylsulfate reductase-like 7. Bases 115 to 1017 code for a protein of 300 amino acids. The record is from RefSeq and is a predicted model, not a curated record. NCBI's taxonomy places the organism in Eukaryota, Viridiplantae, Streptophyta, Magnoliopsida, Proteales, Proteaceae. The transcript is spliced from 4 exons.
UAAAAGAGAAUUAAAAAUAUAUAAAUAUAGUUUGAUUUUCUUUCGCUUCUCUUCUUUGUUCUCGGUCACAUCUCUCUCUCUCUGUAGACCUCUCUUUGCUCUUCCUCUGUUUUCAUGGCGGCAUCUACGGCGUCUAUUAUCUUUUUUUGCAUUUCAGCCAUUUCUACGCUUCGACUAGCCUCAUCGUUGUCCGUAUGCCCUCCUCAAUCUCAUCUUUUCCUGAGCAAUCUUCAAUCUCAGUGCCCUGCUGUGAUCUCCCCCUUUUCACAUAUCGAGGUGGAUGGAGAAUCACUUGACAAAGCUCUGAGCUCCAGCCAGAAGAAUCUGAAUACUGCUGUGCUCUUCUAUGCUUCCUGGUGUCCGUUUUCACGUGGUGUGCUACCCACAUUUGAUGCCCUCAGUUCCAUGUUUCCUCAAAUUAGACACUUGGCAGUUGAACAAUCUUCGGCCUUGCCAAGUUUAUUUUCCAGGUAUGGAAUUCAUAGCUUGCCUGCGAUAUUUUUAGUAAACCAGACAGAGAGGGUACAUUAUUGUGGUCCAAAAGAUUUGUCCUCUCUCAUACAGUUCUAUACGAGAAUAACAGGAAUUAAACCAGUUGGAUAUUUCACUGUCGAUCAACCUAGUCGAUUAGGAGGUGAUGAAACAUUGCUUCAACUCUGGAAUGGAUCUUCAGCAAAGGAGAUUCUAAUGAGGGAACCCUAUCUUUUGUUAGCUGUAUUAUUCCUCUGCUUAAGAGCAUUCCUUCACUUCUUCCCAGCAAUGUUAUCUCGUUUCAGGGCUUUCUGGAUUUCAUACAUCCCUCACCUUAACUUGGGCAUCUUUGGCGAGACAAGCCAGUUACUGGGUCGUGCCCUACAUUUGAUUGAUGUGAAGAGGGUUUUCAGCAAGCUGAGGCUAUCCAAGACUAGGAACUUCCAGAAAGGGGCAAAAAAUGCCCGGGUAUGGGCGUCUUCUCUGACCUCUGUCUCCUUGGGUGAGUCAUCUUCAGCAAGACCAACUCCAUCUGGAGAUUUGUGAGUCCGAAUGAGGUUAAUCUGCCACCUCGAAUCGAAGACCACAGCGAUGCAAUUUGGAGGAAAAUGAAUUCCUUGGAGGGAGUUGGUUGGAAUAUUGUAACAUGAGUGCUGUAGUUCUCAACAGUAGGUAGUUUCUCUCUUUUAUUGCAUGCCCUUUACUUUUACUCCUUUUGUUUUUUUGUUUUUUUUCUUCCUUUUUCCAUAUUUCAUUAAUAGUGGUUAUAACUGAAGCUGUUGAGCUCAUUUUGAGUUUUGGGGGAAAUGCAAGCAACCAAAAUCAUGUAAAUUUGAGAAAAGUACAACUCUUGUGUAUAUCAUUUGGCAUUUGGGAGGAACA